Messenger RNA from Penicillium concentricum, 603 nucleotides. RefSeq lists its product as uncharacterized. The record is from RefSeq and is a predicted model, not a curated record. Bases 1 to 603 code for a protein of 200 amino acids. NCBI's taxonomy places the organism in Eukaryota, Fungi, Ascomycota, Eurotiomycetes, Eurotiales, Aspergillaceae. The transcript has a single exon.
AUGCGUACCUCCAUCUUCGCCGCUGCGUUCCUAGCAUCACUCGGUGCUCAAGCCAAAGAUGCCAGCACCACCAUUGGAAUCUUCUCCCCCACAUGGGCUAACAACCUCCCCGGCGUUACCAGCGUUGCCGCCAGCGUUGCCGGUAUCAAUGCCAAAGCCACCACAUAUCAUGUUGGAUGUGUGGAAGGCGUCGACAAAUCAGUCUGCGAUAUUCCCACUUCAUGGACAGUUACCCAAGGUCCCGAGACCGUGAACUUUGCCGCACAAUAUGUCGCCACUAGCUCAGGCACAGACGGCUACGAUGUUACCGUCACCGAAACAUAUGACUGCUCUUUCAAAUCCUGGUCCGAAUCCGCUAGCUGCACUAUGAGCGUUAGCAUGGGUGGAACCCUAAGAGGUGGUAGUACUGCCUCGUCAUCCUCUACCAAGGCGAGCACUUCAGUGGCAACUAGCAGCUACUACAAGUUGGACGUCACUGGAGGAGUCAAGUCGUUCACGGAUCCCGCCGCAACGGAAACACCUGGUGCUGCCGCUGCUGGACCUGCCGCUGCUUUUGUCACAGCUGCUCCUAUGGUUGCUGCUGCACUCGCUGCUUUGCUUUGA